This is a messenger RNA of Olea europaea var. sylvestris, 1545 nucleotides long. RefSeq lists its product as uncharacterized. Bases 256 to 1278 code for a protein of 340 amino acids. Gene Ontology annotation, cellular component: nucleus. The record is from RefSeq and is a predicted model, not a curated record. The transcript is spliced from 6 exons. Lineage: Eukaryota; Viridiplantae; Streptophyta; Magnoliopsida; Lamiales; Oleaceae.
CUAUGGCAAGACCCACGUUCAGAGUGCAAUUACCAUCUCACCCUCACUGAUCCUUGAUUCCCUUAAUAGAGGGUAGAAUGGUCAUUGUAGUACGCUAGGGCAUUUCCGCCAUUUGAAUGUUUAUAUAGAGAGAGGACAGAGACAGAGAGAUUCUUCGGAAGAGAGAGACAGAGAGAAGUGGAAGAAUAGGGAGAGGGAAGAUCCGUUUGAGUCCGUUAAUUUUGAUUAAUAAUUUAUGAAGGCAAAACCACACCAAUGGUGACGGACCAAGAGAUUGCAAAAGGAGUCGAGACUCUGCUCCGUCAGUCUGACCCUAACGCCGUUACCUCUCUAAACGGCGUCGUUCAGCAGCUCGAAGCCAAACUAGGGUUAGACCUGUCCCACAAAGCCGGCUUCAUCAGGGACCAGAUUAGCUUCCUCCUCCGGUCGGAACCCGUGCCGAAAGACCAAUUUGCCCCCGAGAUCCACACUCAAUACCAAAACCGUAGCCAUCCCCCUCAACAAUUUCUCGAUCCCCAUGUCGUCUUCCAGCAGCAGCUCCACCAACAGCACAACCCGUCCCCGCACCAGCCUCAAGCGCAACCCCGUCCGCAGCCGCCGCGGCCGCCUCCACUAACCGUGGCGAAAACCGGAGCUGACGCUCAGAAUGUAGUGGCUAAUGCUUCUGGAACGCCGAAAGGAAGCACUACUGCUGGAACCAAAAGACGAGGCGGUCCAGGUGGUCUGAACAAAGUAUGUGGCGUUUCACCUGAACUACAGGCCAUUGUUGGGGAGCCAGCUCUGCCGAGGACUGAGAUUGUAAAGCAGCUCUGGGCGUACAUCAGGAAGCACAACCUUCAGGAUCCAGGUAACAAGAGAAAGAUUAUCUGUGAUGAUGCCUUGAGAUUGGUUUUUGAAACGGAUUGCACUGACAUGUUCAAGAUGAACAAGCUGCUUGCAAAGCAUAUUUUGGCACUUGAUCCAACAAAAGAAUCUGCUCAAGCUAAAAAACCAAAGGUUGAAGAUUCUCCUGAAAAGGAAAGUACGGAAUCCAGUCCUCCACCUGUUAUAAUAUCAGAUUCACUUCUAAAAUUUUUUGGUACUGGAGAAAGGGAGAUGCUUCAAUCUGUGGCACUAGGACGUGUUUGGGAGCACAUAAAGGAUAACCAGCUUGAGGAUCCUCUGAAUUCAACGACGAUUCAUUGUGAUGCAAAGCUUCAGGAGCUUUUAGGAUGUAAAAGCAUUUCUGCAUUGGGAAUGCAUGAGUUGAUCGCACGCCGUCAUUUAUUUAAGCGUUGAUGGUGCUUUCUCAUGUGAAAUGGUAUCUGGAGGUUAUAGCUAGCUAGUUGUUUGGAUGACCUGACUGGUGUAAAUAAUGUUAUUGGCAAGAAACAUUUUGUAGUUACACCAAUGCUUAACAUCUUUGUAAUGGAUAGAAGUAAUCGCCAGAAUGAUGUAUUUUGUGAACACCAUAUAAUCGGUGAUGUAGAUUUCACAUGUUUAAUUCAAGCUAUUAGUUGUUAAUACUCUCUUGCAAUCAAUUUUAUUAUCUUCGUUUUUCUGGUU